AUGCCGCGACCCUCGCGCGAUACCUAUGGUGAUCAGAAACCACCCUAUUCCUACAUAUCGCUAACGGCGAUGGCGAUAUGGUCGUCGAGGGACAAGAUGCUGCCGCUCGCCGAGAUUUACAAGUUUAUCGCCGAUCGCUUCCCGUAUUAUAGGAAGGACACGCGACGAUGGCAGAAUUCCUUGAGGCACAACUUGUCCUUCAACGAUUGCUUCAUUAAGGUACCGCGUGGUCCGCAUCGGCCGGGAAAGGGAGCCUAUUGGGCCUUGCAUCCCGCCGCAUUGUCCAUGUUCGAGAACGGUUCGCUCCUCCGCCGACGGAAGCGCUUCAAACUGCACAAGCCGGACAAGGAGCUGCUCAAGUCCGAGCUGCAGGCACUCGCCUCGGCGAUGCCGCCGCCGUUACCACCUCCGCCACCGCCGCCACCGCCGCAGCCGCAGCCGCAGCCGCAGCCGCACCCGGACCCGGUCACAUCGACCGGCGGGAUCGUCGACGCGAGCGCGACAUGCCCUGGCAAUGGUCUCAGCCUGGCGAAUCUCCAUCGUCUGCGAGACGACUUGCUCCGAUGGGAAAUACAGGAGAGGCGAAUGAUGGUUGCCACCGUUUCGAAUCACGGCGAUUUCACCGGUGCAGCCGGCUUUGGCCGAUUCGACAGUGCCACUGGCCUGCCGGCUGGACCGACUGCGCCGGAAGCUGUCACCGCCGGCUACUAUCUACUGUCACCCGAAGUGAGACAGAGACUCGCAGGCGGUGCUACCGCCGACGCGGGUGGUAACGAAAUUUUGAGGACAUACGAGGCCGCCGCGUUGUUGCAUUCCGCCGCUUCCUGGAACUUUCCUGGGUUUCCGGCAAUCUCGCCGUCGUACGCGGUGUCGCAGCUGCCGUAUAUCCAGCAGACCACCGCUAGCAGGCAGGCCAUCCAUCCGACGCGGGAGAUGCGGGACGAACGCCGUCUGUCGAGCGAUCGCGCUCUGGAGAACGGAACGGUGAUCAACGCUACCGCCGGCAGAGAAAGCGAGACGGUUUUCACGGGUGAGAAUUCUUACGAGAUCACGGGCUAUAAUCGCGACAAACUCGCCGAGGAGGAACCGCUCUCGUCGUCCUCAUCCUCGUCCUCGUCGUCUAGAAUAAAUCUCUAUCGAAACGCCGCCUUGAUCACCACCUCGUCACCACCAACGUCGCCCACCUCGCCGAAUUCGCUCGUGUCCUGCAAGUCGUCCUAUCGCCACUUGUCGCCAAUCUCGAACUUGGCAGUGGAAGUCGAGCGAACUCAGUUGCCCUCCAAUCGCGAAGACCAGGUCAUUUUGACCGCGACGAAUAUGGAGAAGAGGGUUAAAAAACCGUUCACUAUCGAGAACAUCAUCGCGCCUGACGACUGCAAUAACGAGGGUAGUGCUGGCGAUGGUGCUGGUGCUGGUGGUGGUGCUGGUGGUGGUAGUGGUGGUAGUGGCAGUGUCGGUGUUGGUACUAGUGAUGAGGAAGCCUCGAGGUUGACCGACGAACCGAUCGCGAAAAAAUCCUCGCUUCUCGUGCCGAGACCGCUCUACGCCGGGUACUCGAUGUCGAUCGCAACCACGGGUGUUCAGAGGCCGUCUUACGGCACCGCCACUUGA
Wasmannia auropunctata (little fire ant) is the source of this 1611-nucleotide messenger RNA. RefSeq lists its product as uncharacterized. Gene Ontology annotation, biological process: anatomical structure morphogenesis; cell differentiation; regulation of transcription by RNA polymerase II. The transcript is spliced from 2 exons. The coding region runs from base 1 to 1611 and encodes 536 amino acids. Gene Ontology annotation, molecular function: DNA-binding transcription factor activity, RNA polymerase II-specific; RNA polymerase II cis-regulatory region sequence-specific DNA binding. The record is from RefSeq and is a predicted model, not a curated record. Lineage: Eukaryota; Metazoa; Arthropoda; Insecta; Hymenoptera; Formicidae.